GCAGCACAGCGGGCAGUCACUUGAAGAAUAGUGCAGCGGUGUCCUGAGUAGAACACUGUAGUCUCGUGCUCCUGACGUGCUCAAAUAGUGCAGUCGUGCGAGUGACACCUCUGUGUGACACCUGAGCAGUUUCCAUCCCAACAUGGAAGAUCUCCUUCAUUACUCGAGUCAGCAGCGCCACCUGCUGGCUUUCUGAAGUUGGCGAGGGUUUUGUCUCUGUUGUUCAGGACACACUUUACCGUGAGCUCAAACCUGCUGCAACUUGUGUGAGCUAAAGACAGGCUUGUGGCGCUACUGUGGCGACAACAUCCCCAAACAAGGUGACAGGCGAGAGGAUGUUCCCUCUGCUUGGAUCAUCAUCAGACUCGUUCUUGUACUUGACCCAUGAUGGAUGAACCUGAAGGUUGACAUCACACACCACAUACCCAGCUCUGUCUCGAGCCGCCAUCUUGUGUGACUCGCUCGCUCAGCCACAUGGCGCUUGGCCUGGAGUCAUGUCUGCACUUGACUCAGUAAUUCAUGACAGUGACUCACUUGCUGGUUACAAUAGUGAAACUCACUGUGAUCUGCUGUUAUCCAACUCACUCACUCAGAUUUGUUCCCAAACAGUCGUCCGGUUCUAUCAAACCCUGAGCCUUUGCCACAUAGCCUGUUUACGUCUCGUGAAACGUAGCAGCGCUUUGUGCUAACAGCUAAUCUGGAGCAGAUUUGUGUGAGGUUUAAUCGAUCAGAGUUAAAUCUACUAAAGUCGGUCACAUGAUCUCUAAUAGGGAUUAGCGCGCUGGGAAAUUGAUUCUUUGCUCAUGUUUUGCACAGAGAGCCCAAAGUUCCAGCCGCGCUGAAGUAAACAGAGCAGCGGUCAUAUGUCCUCCUGCUUCAUGACCAAACUUGGAGAUAGUGUUGUGGCAGCCUUUUGUCUCAGCGGAUCAGGAUGUCGAGCCAAGCGUCCGAAAGCAAAGAGCCCGAGGAUGCCGACAGCCGCAGCUUCUGGAUGCCCGGGAACUACCACAGCACGGUCCGCCGGACGGAAGACUCCUUCCAGGCCUGCAACGACAUCGUGGCGUGUUUCCAGGAGCGGGCCCGCGUGGAGAGGCAGUACGCUCAGCAGCUGAGCGAGUGGAGCAGCAAGUGGAAGCCCGUGGUGGACUCCAGUCCUCUGUACGGGUCCCUGCUGAAGGCCUGGCAGUGCUUCCUGACCUCAGCUGACCGACUGACCUCCAUACAUGCCUCCAUCUGUCGCUCGCUGGUGUCGGAAGAUGCCGAUCGGGUCAGAACCUGGCAGAAGGAUUCCUUCCACAAGAAGCUGUUCGGCGGAUUCAAGGAGACCACAGACGCCGAGACGGGUUUCGCCCGAGCCCAGAAGCCCUGGGCCAAGCGUCUGAAGAAGCUGGACAAAGCCAGACGGGCGUAUCACAAGGUGAGUCGGAAGGAGCACGCGGCCCGGGAGAGGGAGGGUCAGGCGCAGGGGAACCCGGACGUCUCCAUCGACAAGCAGAAGAAGCUGCUGGAGGAGAGAGAGCUGGUGCAGCAGGAGGCCGAGAAGGUGCGAAGCCGCUACGAGAAAGUCCUGGAGGAGGUGAACCGCUACGCACCGCGCUACAUGGAGGAGAUGGAGUCGGUGUUUGACCAGUCGCAGGACGAAGAGCGGAAGAGGAUCGUGUUCCUCAAACAGGCCUUCCUGUCCAUCCACAAGCACCUGGACAUCACCACCAAUGAGAGCGUCCUGGCCGUGUACGGCGAGCUCCACAACACGCUGAUGUCCAUCGACGAGCACGAGGACCUGCGCUGGUGGAAGAACACGCACGGACCCGGGAUGCCCACCGACUGGCCUCACUUCCAGGAGUGGAAGCCGGAGAAGAAGACCAAAAAAGUGAAGAAGGAAGUGAAGAAGGAGGCGGAGAAGGAGGUGGAGCAGAAAGAGGCGACAAUAGAGAAGAGCGUGAUGAUCGGAGGAGUCCGAGUCAGAGCGCUGUACGACUACGUGGGCCAGGAGACGGACGAGCUCUCCUUCAAAGCCGGCGAGGAGUUCCUGAAGAUCGAGGAUGAGGACGACCAGGGGUGGUGUAGAGGGAUGAAGGACGGAGGUUGGGAGGGUCUGUACCCGGCCAACUACGUGGAAGUGGUUUAGAGCCGCGAUGGUGACGGCGGUUUGAAGCCAAAGAAACGACUGGUCCCAUACUCUCCCAGUUGACUUCCUCCUCUGCGACGACCUCUGCAGGACAAACGUCUUAAUAUGUACACUUCCUGUGCUGGACUGGACGGCCUGAGCAGCGCCGGGAGGAGCUCCAACUCUGUUUUUUACUUCAUCUAAAAUACAUGUAGCUUCAAUGACAAACGCAUCAAGUGGUUCUGGAAGGUUCUGAGAUCCAGUCCCUGCCGACCCACUUCACCCACUCUUUAUUCACCUGCUUCGUUUGUCGAUAAAGUUUUACCAACAAAGA
This is a messenger RNA of Synchiropus splendidus (mandarinfish), 2441 nucleotides long. RefSeq names its product protein kinase C and casein kinase substrate in neurons protein 2. Gene Ontology annotation, biological process: cytoskeleton organization; regulation of endocytosis; plasma membrane tubulation. The transcript is spliced from 10 exons. Gene Ontology annotation, molecular function: protein binding; phospholipid binding. The record is from RefSeq and is a predicted model, not a curated record. The coding region runs from base 932 to 2128 and encodes 398 amino acids. Gene Ontology annotation, cellular component: endosome; cytoplasm; plasma membrane. Lineage: Eukaryota; Metazoa; Chordata; Actinopteri; Syngnathiformes; Callionymidae.